This is a messenger RNA of Mollisia scopiformis, 768 nucleotides long. RefSeq lists its product as uncharacterized. Bases 33 to 644 code for a protein of 203 amino acids. Lineage: Eukaryota; Fungi; Ascomycota; Leotiomycetes; Helotiales; Mollisiaceae. The transcript has 2 exons. The record is from RefSeq and is a predicted model, not a curated record.
UCGACCUCGACGAAUUUAUCAACCAAUACACCAUGGCCUCCGAACCAUGGGACAACGGGACCUUCGAAUGGAUGCCGCAGCCUGAGGAGAACCUCGACAUGUCUUGGGGAGAUAUCCCAUUUCCUGCAGUGAAACCAGACCUUUCUAUGUCAUCGUCGGGGACCUCCAAUUUCUACGUUCCAUUCGAGGAGUUCGAGCAGAUGUUCUACCCAUCUCCCGACUCUCAACCCCAACACCCAUCCUCCGAAUCCUCCUUUGCUGGCUCCCUCCUCUCCGAUCGUUCCUCACCGUCAACCUCAGAAACCAUCUCUGACCGCCCAACUUCGGAGACCCAGUCCCCCUCACCACCUUCCACGGGCCCGGCCUUCAAAUGCCGCUUCUGCGCCGACACAUUCGAAAAGAGACAUCUCUUAAACCGGCACGAGAAUAAACAUACCAAGCCCGUCCCAUGCCCCGUCUCAGGCUGCCCCCACCGCACAGCCAAACGCCGCGACAUGCAGCGCCACGUCGUAGUCCACCACUCUCACGAGGCGCCUGUCGCGGUCCCGAAGUUUCUGUGUCCGGUGGGCGGCUGUAAGUACGCCGAGGCGGGGUUCAAGAGGAAGGAUCAUUUGGUGAGGCAUUUGGAGAGGAAGCAUCCCUGAGUCCUUUCUCAAUUUUAAUUCACAUCUUGCUUGUUAGCGGGUUGGGUAAGGCGUUUCUGUGAUUUUGUAUUGACGUGAUAUAUAGACCGUAAAUAGGUCAUUGUGAAUAAAAGUAAAACCUUAA